Molecule: messenger RNA, 1255 nt
Organism: Hemibagrus wyckioides
Lineage: Eukaryota; Metazoa; Chordata; Actinopteri; Siluriformes; Bagridae
Gene: rpf2
Product: ribosome production factor 2 homolog
Exons: 10
Coding region: 105-1031 (308 amino acids)
Biological process (GO): maturation of LSU-rRNA from tricistronic rRNA transcript (SSU-rRNA, 5.8S rRNA, LSU-rRNA); ribosomal large subunit assembly
Cellular component (GO): nucleolus
Molecular function (GO): rRNA binding
Source: RefSeq, a predicted model, not a curated record
UUUUAUUUUGUCGCCCUUGCCCAUGUGUUGGUGUUGUUUCCGGUUUUUCCCCAGGGCGAGCAGGUCCACGUGUGUUGAGCUGUGGUCGUGUAAAGGUGUACAAAAUGACGCAGUCCGGCAGUGUGGUGAAGCCGAAGACGAAGCGCUCCAAGCGUUUCCUGCAGAACAGAGAACCCAAAGCGACGGAGAACUGCAAGAACACCAUGAUCAUGAAGGGAGGGAACACGAGCCAGAGCGUCACCCAGGCCCUCAAAGACAUCUACGCGUUAAAGAAACCCAACGCCGUUCUGUAUAAGAAGAAGAACAUCAUGAGGCCGUUUGAAGACUCCACGUCACUGGAAUUCUUCUCCAAGAAGUCCGACUGCUCGCUGUUCCUCUUCGGCUCUCACAACAAGAAACGGCCCAAUAACCUGAUAUUCGGUCGAUUGUUUGAUUUCCACGUGUUGGACAUGUUCGAGCUCGGCAUUGAGAAGUUCACAUCGCUCAAAGAGGUCAAGAACAGUAAGUGUGCAGAGGGGACGAAACCCAUGUUGGUGUUUGCAGGUGAACUGUUUGAGACGGAUAAAGAGUACAUACGCCUCAGGAGUGUCCUAACAGAUUUUUUCCGAGGUCCGUCCGUUUCAGCUGUGCGUCUCGCCGGUCUGGAUCACGUUCUCCACUUCACCGCUCUCGAGGGGAGAGUUUACUUGCGCAGCUAUAGGGUGCUGUUGAAGAAGUCGGGCUGUCGGACGCCGAGGAUCGAGUUGGAGGAGAUUGGUCCAUCCAUAGACCUGGUGGUGAGGAGGACUCACCUGGCUUCAGAUGACCUGUACAGGACAGCACUCAGACAACCUAAAGGAGUCAAGCCCAAGAAGAAGAAGAACGUCUCCCACGACGCCUUCGGUACCAAAUACGGCCGCCUGCACAUGCAGAAACAGGACCUCAGCAAACUGCAGACGAGGAAGAUGAAGGGACUGAGGAAGAGGAAAGGAGACGUCGCCGCGGAGACCGGAGAGACGACAUCACCCAAGAAAUCCAAAGCUCAAGAAUAAAGGCGUUUCUAUGACGAUAAAGGACAUUAACUUUUGUUUGUUUGUUUUUUUUAAAUAAAAGCUUCUCUGAUGUGUAGAGUCGAAGCUGACUCCACACAUCACCUCUGGAGCACAUCUGUACGACAUGUUGGACACGUUUUGCAGUGAUUGGUGGUGUUUAUUGGGUUCUGGUGAUCCGCACCUCGCUCUUUGACGGCAGCAAUUAAACCGAUGAGUUUAAUGUC